Molecule: messenger RNA, 1103 nt
Organism: Harpia harpyja (harpy eagle)
Lineage: Eukaryota; Metazoa; Chordata; Aves; Accipitriformes; Accipitridae
Gene: TCF21
Product: transcription factor 21
Exons: 2
Coding region: 105-644 (179 amino acids)
Biological process (GO): regulation of transcription by RNA polymerase II; developmental process
Molecular function (GO): RNA polymerase II transcription regulatory region sequence-specific DNA binding; DNA-binding transcription factor activity, RNA polymerase II-specific; protein dimerization activity
Source: RefSeq, a predicted model, not a curated record
UACUGGUGCCCCUUCUCUCCUCCACCGCCUUGAAGUAGAUUUGAGGAGCUGCCCUUCCUCCCCCUCCUCCCCCUUCCCGCUGGUCCUUUGGCGUCUUCCAGACCAUGUCCACUGGGUCCCUCAGUGAUGUGGAAGAUCUGCAGGAGGUGGAGAUGCUGGAGUGCGAUGGCCUGAAAAUGGAUACUAACAAAGAGUUUGGGGCGUCCACCGAGAGCAACGAGGAGGGAUCCAAUGGCGAGAAUGGCUCCCCUCAGAAGGGGAGAGGGGCCUCGGGCAAGAGGAAGAAAGCUCCCCCCAAGAAGAGCCCUUUAAAUGGAGUGAGCCAGGAGGGAAAGCAGGUCCAGAGAAACGCUGCCAACGCCAGGGAGAGGGCGAGGAUGAGGGUCCUUAGCAAAGCCUUCUCCAGGCUUAAGACCACCCUGCCCUGGGUGCCCCCAGACACCAAGCUUUCCAAACUGGACACCUUGAGGUUGGCCUCCAGCUACAUUGCUCACCUGAGGCAGAUCCUGGCCAAUGACAAGUACGAAAACGGCUACAUCCACCCAGUCAACCUGACUUGGCCUUUUAUGGUAGCCGGCAAACCCGAGAGUGACCUGAAAGAAGUGGUGAACACAAACCGCUUGUGCGGCCCGACGGCAUCCUGAGCCCCGGCGGCCGGGCCAGCAGCGUCCCGGCGCGGCCGGGGAGCGGGCGGCGGGGCGGGCAGGGACACGCCGCGGCCCCGCCGCUGCCCCGGGCCCCGGGUCCCGGGCAAGAGCGACGGGGAGAGCCGCUCUCCCGGAGCGGAGACGACCAAACGUGCCCUAGCAAAGACUCCGCCCCGAGAGAUCCCGACUCUAUUUAACUUUAUUAAAUGCGUGUACAGUCGAGUGUCCUGCAACAAGAGCCUUGCUGGUUCAAGCGCUACUAGAGAAAAGACAGAGAUCAAACAAAACCUACCACGCGUGUAUCUGUUGUCUGAGACCUGUGAAAUAUGUAGAUGCCUAGAAAAACUGACUUUGACAGUCAUCUCUAUGAAGUAACUCACCCUAAAGAUAUAUAGAUAUAUUUUCUUCAAGCAGGUUUUGCUCUAUUUCUGUGAAUAAACCUUCCUUUCCACUGAA